This is a messenger RNA of Physella acuta, 3389 nucleotides long. RefSeq names its product integrin alpha-3. The record is from RefSeq and is a predicted model, not a curated record. Gene Ontology annotation, biological process: cell-matrix adhesion; integrin-mediated signaling pathway; cell adhesion mediated by integrin. Gene Ontology annotation, molecular function: integrin binding. Gene Ontology annotation, cellular component: external side of plasma membrane; integrin complex. NCBI's taxonomy places the organism in Eukaryota, Metazoa, Mollusca, Gastropoda, Physidae.
CGGCUGGCGUGAAGCGUGUAGACCUGCCAACACAUGUGAAGAGACUGCCGUCUCAGUCCGACACACUGGAUAUCUGUCAACAUUUGACCGUCAGACAUGGGACCAGAUCAGCUAGCUCUAGUCGUCUGCCUGCUCAGCCACGUCCAGGGGUUCAACAUCAACACAAUGACCGCCCAGAUAGCCAGGGGACCGGAGAGAUCGAUGUUUGGCUACAGUAUGACCUUCACCUUCCCACAAGACCAGAACGACACACUCACGCUACUAGUGGGGGCCCCUCAUGCCGACACACCAGAUGGCGGACGGAGAUCCGGGGCUGUCUACAAAUGUCUCGGCGGUCUCUAUGGCAACGUGACGUGCUCAGAGAAACUCUACUUCAACGACUCCAGAGGCUGGGAGAACUCAAGUGUAGGCGAAGGUUUUGGUUCGACUGUGAUGGCGCUGGAUGACGGCGGUAUGAUAGUUUGUAGCCCAAUGUUUAAAGACACUAGAACUGCCAUGAUCAAGCAAUUUACUUACAUGAUUGGCAGGUGCAUCAACGUCAGAAAGGAGAAUAUGACUGGACAAAGUUACGAACCUUACUUCAGCAGUGAUCGGAAUAAAUAUGUCGUGCACUUGAACAACAAGAAAGAGAAUCGGUGGUAUACGGCUGGCUUCGGGAUCUCCGGGAACUGUGAUGGGGAUUCUGUGUUUGUCGCUGGUGCAACGGGAGUUUACAUGUCCAAUGGAAAUGUACACAUACAAGACAUGAACACACAGCACAGCGCCGAAAUUAAUCAAACAGAUUUAAACGUCAUACCCGCUGGAGCAUACGGAUACACGGGCUACUCAGUCAAGCUGGGGUCUCUGUGUGGUGUGGACGUCUUUAAGUGUCUGGUCACUGGCGCUCCCAACAAGAACCUGACAGGGGAGGUUACGAUCUACUCCUGGCGCAACAGAUCCGACUCAUCUCUCCAACAGAUCCAGGUUCUCAGAGGUCAACAGGUCUGGGCGUAUUUCGGCUACAGUGUGGGCACCGUUGACGUUGACCAGGACGGUACUGACGAGCUGCUGGUUGGAGCACCCUACCACACGGACCUACAGGACAAGGACAUGGGGCACGAUCAGGGGCGUGUCUUUGUUUACACUCGUCAAGCUAACGGGCAGUAUAGUUUGACCGUCACACUUGAUGGCAGCAGGAAAAAAUUUUCUCGCUUUGGCACGGCCAUUUCCAGCAUAGGAGAUGUCAAUCUUGACAGGUUCAAUGACAUAGCUGUUGGUGCACCAGACGAAGAUGAUGGUGAAGGGUGUGUCUACAUCUACCUGGGCGGCACCUCGUGCUACGUCAACACACCCAGCCAGCGAAUCUCUCCAUCUCAGCUGGGUUUAUCCCUGAAGGGUUUUGGCUUCACGAUAUCCGCCAGCAGGUCGCGCUCUGACGUCAUCAGCUAUCCCGUGCUGGCUGCCAGUUCAGUCUUCAACAACACAGUCGUCAUUUUACGCUGCAGGCCAGUGCUGAACGUCACUGCCAAGAUUUUGGUUGUACCAGACCCGUUGGACACAGAGAACAGUUGCCAUGGUAACGAGAAGUGUUUCAAACUGACCUUUUGUAUGGCCUACAAGCUGAUGGGGGUCAAACAGGAACUCUUGAAUUUCAGCGUGAAGUUUUCCCUGGAUACCCACAUCAAAAGCCAGACUUCCAGACGGGCGACGUUCGAAUCCUCCAGCUCUGAGCUGGAAGCUAACAAGCUGAUUGCAGUAGAGUUUCUCGACUUGAAGGAGUUCUGCACAGAAUACAACGUCACACUCAGGGAGGCUCAGGUCCACCAGGACAGCUUCACCCCUGUGGUCAUUACAGCAGUCUAUGAGCUCAUCUCACCACCUCACCCCAUCUUGGACGCUCUAAGAGCAAACAAUGUCUCCAGAGCCAUUCCUUUUAAAAAGAAAUGUGGUGACGAUGAAAAAUGUCAAGUUGACCUUAAAAUUAACAGCGAUUUUGAAUUUUCACCCAUUGCAGGGUACAGAAGCUUAGUGCUCAACUACACCAAGGAACUUGUGGUCAAGGUGGAGGUGACCAACACCAACGAGACCGCCUACUGGACUGUGAUCAAGGUCAAGGUCAGUGACCAGCUGACCCUCAUCAGGUCCAACUCAAGCUGUCAGGCCGACCCGAGUGGCGACCCUAGUGGCGACCCCGACUCAAGUCAGGGAACAACACAGGCCUACUGCAACAACUACAAGCCUCUAGAGAAACACAACAAAGUUUUCUUUCUUUUGGCCUUCGACACUGAAAACAUUGACAUGAAACAAAAAUUCAUUCAAGUCAACACAUCCGUCAUGCCAAAAGAUAGCAAGAACAACCCAGAGUUGUUUCCCCUGGACAAUGUGGCUCUGCUAAAAAUAGACGUGGAAAUAGUGAGCGACAUCUCUCUAGACAGCACCUCAUCGCCGGCUGAGUACACGGUGUAUGAAGCCAAGCGAGUUGCCCCGACCCACGGGCCUGAUAGGACGGACUACAGUCUCAUAGCGCGCCCCCUAAACCUCACUCACAAGGUUCUUCUGACCAAUCACGGCCCCAGCUUCUUGCCACCUACAGAGGUCAAGGUCAGCGUCCCUGUCUACCUGCAGGACGAGUCGCAGUUUGUUCUAUACGCAGAUGUCAAGCUGUCUACAUCUGAUGGUAAGGUUCUAAACUGUCCCGCACAAUCAAAGUUUCAACCCGUCUCCCCAAGUUCAACAGCUUCAUCAACGAUGUCAACUACCCCGUCAGUUGAAGAAAGGACAGCAAACUUGAACACGACGUAUGGGACCACAGAAACAACUACUACCACCAUAGACUCCGACCUUAUAAAUAGAAAGAAACGAUCGGCCAAGAAAGUCGAAGAGAAAAUAUAUUCAGUGAAUUGUGGAAGAGAUGCUGAACUGUGCACAGUUUUUGUCUGCGUCACCGGCUCCAACCUUCAACCUAAAAGCUACAAUGUCGUCAACAUUUCACUCACCAUCAACAGGGCCAAUAUCCCACUGCCCAAGGAUUACACAACAAUGGAGUUUCUAACAACUGUCGAGGUCGUGCAACCACAAGAGCCACUGAUGAGGGUGUGGCCUAGCAAAAGAUGGACACAUACAUCCACCAAGUUCCACCUGGUACAGACAGGUGGAAAAAUUAACAUCUGGAUCAUUAUCGGCUGUAUAGCGGCGGGUCUAGUCCUGAUCACUUUGAUUGUACUGCUCUUGUGGAAGUGUGGGUUUUUCAAACGAACAAAACACGAUCAAGUGGAGCAACUCAAGCGAGAAGGCAACCGGAUGUCAACGGUCAACUACAGCAAGAUGGCGGAGGACACCAAGGCAGAGGAGGCAACAGCCGUGAUGGCUGCAGCUGCUGCAAUAGAUGGGGAGCUGUAGACUGGGAUGUG